This is a messenger RNA of Plasmodium cynomolgi strain B, 4473 nucleotides long. Its product is annotated as vacuolar sorting protein. Gene Ontology annotation, cellular component: endocytic vesicle; cytosol. Lineage: Eukaryota; Apicomplexa; Aconoidasida; Haemosporida; Plasmodiidae. Bases 1 to 4473 code for a protein of 1490 amino acids. The transcript has 2 exons. Gene Ontology annotation, molecular function: guanyl-nucleotide exchange factor activity; small GTPase binding. The record is from RefSeq and is a predicted model, not a curated record. Gene Ontology annotation, biological process: vesicle-mediated transport.
AUGUACUCAAGGAAUUAUUUGUGCGAGCAUGAUGAGUGGGGGGUGGAGGGAGAAGGGUUACCUACUGACAUCACAGGAGGGGGAAGAAAAGGAAGUAAAGCGACACGGAAAGAUGGUACCCUUGGGAAGGAACCACAGAUGGGCAGCACUGAAAAUUUAUCUCCAGGAAGUGAAGCCAAGUUGGUGAGAGGAAGCAGCAAGCAGAGUGAGAGCCUUCCUGGGGGGGAGGAGCGCUAUGCUAGGCGUCACGUUUCUGUGAGGAAGGCCUCUAUACAGGGUGCCUCCAUGAGGUGCGCCACCGACCGGAACUCCCCGGGCAGCUCCCUCUGGUUCGACUCGAACGAGAGUGUUCGAUCGCAGGGGGGGAGAAAAACAAAAGAGAAACGGAAAGGCGAACGGAAAGGGGAACGGAAAGGGGAACAAAAAGGGGAACAGAAAGGGGAACAGAAAGGGGAACAGAAAGGGGAACGGAUUAACCAAGCAGUCGAGCACACAACGGAUGUGUUAAGCAAAGACCUCGGACAGCGACUCAGUCAAGUGAAAGCAAAAAUUAAUUCAGCCUUCGACCUGUGGGAGAGUAGCAACCCCUUGGGUCACCCCGAGGGAGAGCUGCAGCAGCUGGAAGAAGAAGAAGAAGGUCGCCUCCUCCUCAGAAGGAAAACCAACCUGUAUAACUACAAGUUCAGCGAGGGGGGGGAGCCUUCCAGCGAGGCCGACCGGAGUGGACAUUGGGGGGAGCUCAACCAGAUUGGGAGCUUUGCCGAGCUCAGCCAGGUUGGGGGAUUUGCCGAGCUCAGCCAGUGUGGCGAACUCAAUUUCGGCGGUAGCGCGCGCAGUGGGGGAGGAGCCCCGCGUGGAAGUCAUCACCAUGGGGGGAAGCACAUCGACGCGGCUUUGCGCAGCCAGGACUUGUGCCACGUGGAUGAUAUGAAUGGAGAACGCAGGGAACCGUGCGAAGGGAAUAGUGCCAAGUGGAACGAACCUCCUAGUGGGGAAGUCAGAACAAAUAAGGAGAAUUCCCAUGUAUAUGUUAAACAGAAGCUAACGAAGGAGGUUGCCCCGAGUGGAGGAAGGAGGGGUCCCUCAAGUGUGCAUAGAAACCAAGCAAAGAAUACUCCCUCUAUUAGAAGCUUGCAUCAUAGCAACAUGAGCAGUCAGCAAAAUGGAAGCGCGAGAGGGUCCGUGAGCUCACUGAGGAGUCACCAUACGGACCAUCCCAAAAAGCAAGAGGAGAAAAUAACGCAGUCAAAAAAAGAAGGUGUGAGUGUUAGGGGUGCAAAUGGAUUAAUGAGGUCUAUAUCCACCACUCUAUCGGAGAGGUCGGGGAAGCCGAACGCACAAACUAGCGUUAUCAUGAGCAGCAGCAGCAGCAGGGGUGAUGAUCCGAGUGGGAUGCAAAGACCGUUCCCCUGUGCCGACUCGAAGGAGGCGAGAGGAAAAGUGAGCACCAAAAUGAAGAAGGAGAAGAAUAAGAAGAAAAACGACAGUGAUAGAAGUAACAACGGUAGCAGCAACAUCGGCAACAACAGCAACAACAGCAACAGCAGCAGCGGCAACAACAGCAACAACAGCAACAACAGCAACAACAGCAGCGGCAACAACAAGCUCGUGCCUUCGUCGGAUGAUGAGGGACGUGUUCUCGACACCACGGAGGUCAGCGAGGAGCGUAAAUUUUUUCACGAAAUUAAGGCGUACCUCAAUUAUAAGAGCGGGGUGGGGGCGCUAGACGAGGAGCACGCUGCUCACCCGGAUGACGCGGCCCACUCGGAUGGCGCUGCUCACUCGGAUGACGCUGCUCACUCGGAUGACGCUGCUCACUCGGAUGACGCGGCUCACCCGGAUGGCGCAUCUGCGGGAGUGCCAACCCAGAGGGGCGACAAUAACUCCCUCGAGUGGGACACCCAAUUGAGGAGCUCCGAAAACGUAGCCAAACGGAGAAGCGCUUCUAGGAAGAAGCAGCCCGUCAGGCAGUCAUCGUCAGUCGAGGGGGAGGCGGUACUACCCAAAGGGGGUAGCUAUAGCAGUAGAGGCGACGCAGUGCCAAAGUCAAGUGCAGGGGAGAGGCAUACCGACCCCACCUCUCACCAAAGAAGUGGCGGAGGAAAGCGUGUCUCUCAAAACGUAGGGCAGGAGUUCCAAAAGGGAAAGGAACAAAAAGGCAGGCACGUCGAAAAACAGUACAGCGAAAUGAACGCACGAGGGAUGCAUCCCCCCAAGGGAUAUACAAAGUUAACCCCAAGACAGGAAAAAAUCGAACACGUCGGGGGGUUGAUCGACCUCUCGGAGGAGGAAGGGGCAAGGGAGACGCUGCACUUAGUGGAUUAUUUAGAAAGCAACGGAAGGGAACGAACUGGGGGUCACCUGCCCCAUCAUGGGAUGGAAAGGAGCCCCCCUUUGAUCGACCUUGCAUUGGCGGAGGAAACGAACGGAGCUGAAUGGGGGGGGGGAGCUCCAAGUGCCGAUGUGAGAGAUGGGGAUGAGAAGUUCGGCGAGAAGUUCGGAGAGAAGUCCAGCGAGGUCAGCGCGAAUGACCUGCACCCCGCUGCAGAGCUGAGUAGGAAGAGCGCAACGAAGGGAGUGGCGGUGGAAGAAGAAAGGAAGAAGGAUGGCAAUACCCCAGGCAGUCUUGGCACAGAACAGACGGAGCAACACUCUCCUCGUAUGGAUGGAUGCACCAACGAUGUGGGGAACAACGCAGGGGAGGUCUCCUGUCCGGGGGGGGAAAACGGGCUGAGGAUCAGAUUCCCAUUUCCACAGAGGGGAAAAAAAUUUAAGGACAUUUUCAUUUCGCUCAUUAAGAGGGGCGAUGUGGGAAGAAGCCCCGAGGAGGGUAGAAGCCAAGAGGAGGGAAGAAGCCCCGAUGAGGGAAAAGCCCACGAGGAGGGAAGAACCCAAGAGGACGGAAAAACCCAAGAGGAGGGAAGAACCCAAGAGGAGGGAAGAACCCCCGAGGAGGGGGAAGAAAAACACACAAAAAUGGUAAAAGAAACGAGUGACCUCUCCUUCGAAACCAACUCAGCCAGCAGAAAAAAACCAAACACAUUGUAUAACAACUUUUUAGAGAGUCUGAAGCAUCCCUCAUGUAGACACGUAAUCGACAAGGUAAGGACAUUCAUUCAGAGAUUCCCCAAAGAUGUCAGCAGAGAUGUGGCAGCCAACCAAAUACAUGGGUUCAUAAAUGAGACACAACCGAUUCUGCUAAAUUGUCACAUCUACAGAAGUGUGAACAAAUACCAAGCUAAUGUAAUCAUAGAGGGGUAUGAAAAAUUUCUUCUGCAAAAGUUGCAUCCCUAUGUGUAUAGAAUGGAGACUAAGGACAAAGACGAGGAUGAAAAAAUAUACACGAAAAUUAAUUGCCUGCAGUGGGUUGAACUAAAGCAUUUGGAGAUAGAGGAGGGCAUCCAAUUGGAUCGACUAAAACACGCACAGGCGGAACUCAUGCGCAUACAGAAAAUGAGAGCCCCUAACGAUAAGCUCAUUAUGAUACUUAAUUGCUGCCGCAUCGUUACAUCUGCGGUUUACGCGGCGAAGAAGAGUUCGAGGCGCAACCGGGGGGGGAAGUCACACGGGUUGGACAAACGGAGCGAUUUAGGCAUUACCCAGGAGAACGCCGAAACGACCGUUGAAAGUGACGCAGGGGAGGAGCAGCAGUGUAGCGGAGCUGAACCGGACGUUGCGAAAGAUGAAAAGGACAUCGCCAAAGCUGAAUGGGACACCGCCAAAGCCGAAUGGGACACCGCCAAAGCUGAGCGGCACACCGCCAAAGCUGAACGGCACACCGCCAAAGCUGAACGGCACACCGCCAAAGCCGAAUGGGACACCGCCAAAGCCGAAUGGGACACCGCCAAAGCCGAAUGGGACACCGCCAAAGCCGAACGGGACACCGCCAAAGCUGAAGCGGACGCUGAACUGGAUGACGACGAGCUGCUGCCUUGCGCAGAUGAAGUGCUCCCCGUGCUCAUCUACGUCAUUAUCAAGGCCAACCCACCAGAACUCAUUUCUAACAUCGCCUACAUCCAAAGCUUUAGGCAUCCGAACCAUUUCGUGUCGGAAGAAGCCUACUCCUUCACCCAGUUUUGCAGUGGCGUGGAGUUCAUUAAAGAACUCGGAAAGACCACCUUCCUAAACCUCCCCGAAGAAGAAUACAAAGAAAAGGUAUCCCAAGCUGAGCAGUUCUACCUGAACGAAGUUAAAGAGAGCAACAAGAAGCUGCAAGAAGCGGCGGGAAAACUCACCGACUUCAUCAAGCACGCCAAUGAGAAGAAACUCUGUGUGAAUGUUAUUAACAAAAUAGAGGCUCUACAGUUGCGUUUCGAGGGGGAGGACAACUUCAACGAGCUGACCGUCUCGAAGUUAGGCGCCAUUUUCGAGGAGUACAAGAUGCUCGUGCGGCUGAAGAAUGAGAUUUUGCGGGACAUGCAAGAGCACGAGCAGGCGGUCAGUGGAGGGGAUAGAAGCGGUGCAGGGGAUUGA